AACUAUCUACCAUGAGCGAGGCGGAGAAACAGGCGGUGUCCUUCGCCUGCCAACGCUGCUUACAGCCCAUCCUCCUGGACGAGCAGCUGGACAAGAUCAGCGUGCACGCCAUGGCGGAGUUAUCGCUGCCCAUAUACGGGGACAAUGGAAACACUUUGGACCCACAGGACGCCAGCAGUUUCGACCACUUUGUGCCGCCCUACAGGCUCACAGACUCAAUCAAUGGCACGGGAUUUAUGCUGGUAUCCGAUGGCCGAGACAACAAGAAAAUGAGUGUUGCCUUUAAGCUAAAAGCGGAGCUAUUCGACUGCCUAUCCUCCAACUCUGAGAUUGAUCAUCCGCUGUGCGAGGAGUGCGCCGACUCCAUGUUGGAGAUCAUGGACCGGGAGCUGCGAAUUGCCGAGGACGAGUGGGAUGUGUACAAGGCGUAUCUGGACGAGCUGGAGCAGCAACGUGAGGCGCCUAAUGUGGAGGCCUUGGACAAGGAGUUGGACGAACUGAAGCGCAGCGAGCAGCAGCUUUUGACCGAGCUGGCGCAGCUCAAAGAGGAAGAGCAAUCGCUUAACGCGGCCAUUGGCCAGGAGGAAGUGGAGCGGGAGGAGCUUCACGAGCAGGAGGAGAGCUACUGGCGCGAAUAUACCAAACACCGGCGUGAGCUGAUGUUAACCGAGGAUGACAAGCGUAGUCUGGAAAGCCAGAUUGCCUACUCCCGACAGCAGCUGGACAAACUGCGAGAUACCAACAUCUUUAACAUCACUUUUCACAUCUGGCACGCCGGGCAUUUCGGUACCAUCAAUAACUUUAGGCUGGGCAGGCUGCCCUCUGUUUCCGUGGAUUGGUCGGAGAUAAACGCGGCCUGGGGCCAGACCGUGCUCCUGCUCUCAGCCCUGGCCCGCAAGAUCGGGCUUACCUUUGAGCGGUAUCGCGUGGUGCCCUUUGGCAAUCAUUCGUACGUAGAAGUGCUCGGCGAGAACCGGGAGCUGCCGCUCUACGGCAGCGGCGGAUUCAAGUUCUUUUGGGACACUAAGUUUGAUGCUGCAAUGGUAGCUUUCCUUGACUGCCUUACCCAAUUCCAAAAAGAGGUGGAGAAGCGCGAUACAGAGUUCCUGCUGCCCUACAAGAUGGAGAAGGGCAAGAUCAUCGAUCCCUCCACUGGCAAUUCUUAUUCUAUUAAGAUCCAGUUCAACUCUGAGGAGCAGUGGACGAAAGCCCUGAAGUUUAUGCUGACAAAUCUGAAAUGGGGAUUAGCCUGGGUUUCGUCUCAGUUUGUGUCGCCGUGAUGUUUUUGGUCAUAUAAAUGUUUAUUUAUAUAAUUACUUAUUAAUCCUUUAGUGCUUACUAUUAAAUCAAGAUCUUUCGAAAUUGAA
Drosophila rhopaloa is the source of this 1367-nucleotide messenger RNA. It is a transcript of the gene Atg6, whose product is annotated as beclin-1-like protein. The record is from RefSeq and is a predicted model, not a curated record. Gene Ontology annotation, biological process: autophagy; autophagosome assembly; cellular response to nitrogen starvation. Lineage: Eukaryota; Metazoa; Arthropoda; Insecta; Diptera; Drosophilidae. Gene Ontology annotation, cellular component: phagophore assembly site; phosphatidylinositol 3-kinase complex, class III, type II; phosphatidylinositol 3-kinase complex, class III, type I. The coding region runs from base 12 to 1280 and encodes 422 amino acids. The transcript is spliced from 3 exons.